This is a messenger RNA of Tachysurus fulvidraco (yellow catfish), 3797 nucleotides long. RefSeq lists its product as uncharacterized. The record is from RefSeq and is a predicted model, not a curated record. Bases 35 to 1621 code for a protein of 528 amino acids. NCBI's taxonomy places the organism in Eukaryota, Metazoa, Chordata, Actinopteri, Siluriformes, Bagridae. The transcript is spliced from 16 exons.
UGAGUUCAGUAGUGAAGCAGGUUUUCAGCUGACGAUGGAGAUUUGCAGCCUUAGAAACAUUUUCUAUAUUGCUCUUCUUACAGCAGGACAAUGUGAGACGACUAUGAGUACAGAAGUGAUAUUGAAAAUGGAUGAGGCGUUACUAACAGUCCAAAAUCAGAUGUCCUAUGGGCUUCAAGUUCUCUACACCUCAGAUUACUGCUAUAAGUGUCUGUACCAACCUUUGGCUAGCAUGGAAGUUGGACCAGGAAGUGUGUCUGUGGUCCUAAGCACACUUUUCACGCUAACUUUGAAAACCUCACCUGUAAAUGCCAAUUACACUUUGUGCAGCUUAAGCUAUCUUUUUGAAGAGGCAGGACAUUAUUCUCUUUGGGUCACACCUGGAGAUACACAUAAUGUAACUUGCUAUAUUUCUCUGGAUAAGUUUCCACAUAGCACCUACCAACCUUUGUGGGUAGCUGCUCUUGUUCUAGUCCUUUUAGCUUGUAUUUGGGCCUCUGUACCUUCUGUGUCCAGAUGUAGCUGCACAUUAAAACUCAAAAAACUCAUUUGCUGUUGUGGAGCUAAAUUCUCCACAGAAAGAGAAGAGGACACAAAUGGAGCUAGUGUGGACCAAAGCCAACCAAAGUCAUCCCGUUUAAAAUCAUUAGACACAUUCCGAGGCUUCUCUAUAACCCUGAUGGUGUUUGUGAACUAUGGAGGUGGAGGAUAUUGGUUCUUUCAGCAUGCACCAUGGAAUGGCCUUACCAUAGCCGAUCUUGUAAUGCCCUGGUUUGUAUUCAUCAUAGGGACAUCUGUAAUGUUAGCAUUUAGUUCUAUGCGAAGGAAAGGUGUGACAAGGUUCCAGCUUUUGCGCAAACUAAGCUGGAGAACAGUGGUGCUGAUUCUCAUCGGAUUCUGCUUUAUUAACUACAGCCCCAGAGAUGGUUUACUCUCAUGGUCCUGGCUGCGGAUACCUGGAGUACUCCAGCGUCUGGCUUUCACCUACUUCGUCCUGUCAUUGAUGCAGAUGUUCUCUCCCUUGCAAGAGAUCCCAUCAAGUCAGAUCCGCUGGUGGAGCCCUGUUCAGGAUGUGGUGCUUUAUUGGCCUGAGUGGAUUUUUAUUUUGCUGCUGGAGACGUUGUGGCUGUGUGUCACCUUCCUGCUGCCUGUGCCCAACUGCCCUACUGGGUAUUUAGGAGCUGGAGGUAUAGGAGAUAAUGGUCUUUACCCAAACUGCACAGGAGGGGCUGCUGCAUAUAUAGAUAGGUGGUUAUUAGGAAACAAUAUCUACUGGCAUCCAACAUGCAAGGCUUUGUAUCAAACAACUCAGCCAUUUGACCCUGAAGGAGUCCUAGGUACUAUUAAUUCUAUUGUCAUGGGAUUCAUGGGCAUGCAAGCAGGAAAGAUUUUCCUUUUCUACCGCAAAAUGAACAAGAAGAUCAUCAUACGAUUCACAAUCUGGGCUGUCAUCCUGGAAAAUCCUGCUGCUGACUUGUUUUGGGGUCUGGUAGCAGAGUUUCUGGAAUGGACUCUCAAGAGAGCACAUGUGCUGAUUGAGGGCUUUUGUCUGGCAGACUCAAGACAUUGGCUUCAACAGCACAGUGACCAGAGGGAACCUCAGCCAACCUCAGUGUUUUAGUUAUAUGAACGUUAUCAAAUUGAUUUUGUGUGAACUUAGGGAAGCAAUGAAAUCUGCAAUAUUUUUAUUUAUAUUUAUUUAUAUUUAAAAUCUUUUAUAGCUUAUAAUUUAAUUUAAAACUUUGUUACUCAUUAUGCAGUUGAGUUUUAACCUGGUAACUAAAUUGAAUGGAACACCAAAAAACUUUGAUAAAUUGCUGAUGAAAUGAGGCAGGUAUGAAAAAAUGUAAAUCAUUUACAGUAACUACAUAAGGACUGCCUGGAAAGUGAUUUUGAAACCCUGGCUCAGGUUCAACAAGGCUCCUCAAAGAUGUUUUGUUCAGGAUCUUGCUUGAUGCUCUCAGGAACAUUGUUAUUCAGGAUUUAACAAACUGGAAUUUAUCUGGAGACAUUAAACUGUUUUCAGACAUUGAGCUCUAAACAGCAGUAGGUCUGAAAUUCAGAUAAAAAAAUUCAUUCAGUAUUUGUAGAGUGUUAGAUGUACUAUUAUUUGCAGCUGUAUAUACAAAACAACAUUGAUAUUGUGAUAUAAGGCAGUAAAUAAUAAUUUAUCUGCACAACUGAUUUAUUCAUGAUCGUUGCAUUGCAUCGCAUUGUCUCCUUCCAAGGUUCUAUCACUGUUAUUUUGUGAAAUUAAAAUAAAUAGAUUUUUUUCUAUUAUAUAUAUAUAUAUAUAUAUUUAUAUUUAUUUAAUUGUUUUUUUUAUUAAUACCUUUUAAAUAAAAAGGUAGAUUAUGCGUUUUCAGUUAUCAUAGAAAGCUACAUUAAGGGAGAGCCCCUGUUGUGAUCCCAGUGUUAGAAGAUGCCUGAUCCAGUAUUUCAGUGUUUUUUAAAUUUUAUUAUCCUCAGCUCCUAUGACAAAUUGGCCCAUUACAGCCUCCAUGUUGAAUCACACUGGCCAUAAUGGCAGAGCUAUAGUGCUCAGGGUGCUGAAAUAAAGGAAGGGAGAUCUGUUACACUUCACCUGAAGGCACAGCAUGAUACAAUAAACUAGCCAACAGUAAAACAUUAUGUGAAAUAAAAUAAAGUGUUAUAUUCCCAAUUUUCAUGUCUGCUGAAGGUUCCGUCGAGAAAACAUAAGGCACAAGUGUGUGGUCAUGGUUUGCUUAAAAUAUUGCCUUUACAAUGUCUUCAUCAGUCAGACCAGAGAGGAUUUUUUGUCAGAGAGUGUCUAGUUUUAUAUAUACAGCAUAAAGCAUUGGUACGAUUAUGAGUAGAUCUAGAAACCUUUGAGUAGUUUAAUGUUAAAUACAACCUUUCCUACACUCCAGGCUAGACUGAAAUUUAUUGGCACACAGAGCUUUGGACACUGUAUAUAUGCCUUGACUUCAGCAAGCACCAGAACAACUAUUAGUUAUCACUGACACUCUCUGGAGGACAGUACGAUUUAAGUGGACAAGAUGCAGGUUGAACAGUCUGUUAUAUGGUUAAUGACACAUGGGGUUAUAUUCUGGUUAAGUAAGCAUAAUUGUUUCCCACCACAUCAACAACAUAAUAAACCAUAAUCUGAGAGUGAGACUAGGAACUGUGAUAUGAAUCCUGUGGUGUGAGACAAUCUUUUGAGGCUGUUGUGCCCCUGUGUCCUCAUAAAGAAUACCCCAGAGUUAAUUAGAGUUCAACGAUCAGUGGUUGGCUGUGUGAGAUUAAAAUUGAGCGAUUGCCCCACAUAGCAGUGAUAGUCCUCCAUCCUGCCUACAUAGCCUGGAGACUCAAUCUAAAGCCAGCCAAGCUAUUUCCACAUCAUUGAUUCUGUCAUCCAUACAAAUGAUGGAUAUUCCUCUAACGAGCAGGUCUGGAUGCCGAUAUGUCCUCCCCAGCCAAAGUAAAAUACUUUUGUCCAAGUCAUUGUCUGCUUUAGAAAAAUACACUUAUAUAUUUUAUGUGACAGGAACAUUGUGUUUAGUAACAAAGAAAGUAUGUGUGUAAUAACAAAGGAUGUAAAACAUCUAGCCUAAAGCAUGUUAUAUAUAAAAUAAAAGUGCAUUAAAAGUUCUUCUUGGCUCAUGAAUGAUACUAGUGUGUUAGUAUUACUGUUGUGUUUUGUCUAGAUCUGUAAAACUUGGCUAGAUUCACCUCUUAGAAGCUCUGCUAAUCUGCCUGAAUCUUUAUUGUGCUGCUCUAGAUCUCCAGUGUCUGAGAGUGCUUGCUUUAUGGCUCAGCAUUGAUUUGAAAUCUGU